Messenger RNA from Mizuhopecten yessoensis (Yesso scallop), 5141 nucleotides. RefSeq names its product HEAT repeat-containing protein 4-like. The record is from RefSeq and is a predicted model, not a curated record. NCBI's taxonomy places the organism in Eukaryota, Metazoa, Mollusca, Bivalvia, Pectinida, Pectinidae. The transcript has 17 exons. Bases 251 to 4348 code for a protein of 1365 amino acids. Gene Ontology annotation, biological process: peptidyl-hypusine biosynthetic process. Gene Ontology annotation, molecular function: deoxyhypusine monooxygenase activity.
ACCGACACUGAUCUGUCAUAGAAACGAAGAAACAAUAUGGCGGUGUUCGAGCUGUUAAACACAUGAAUAUGUAUUUUACGUGCGAUAAUGGAUAAUAAAGACCCGGGUUAAGACUAAAUAAUACCCGGGUAUAACAGCCAGUUCGCUUUUGCAGCAUUCUAGUUGAGACAUGCAUUGUACGUGCCAUACAAUGGAAUGAUGUGAUAUUUACAUAUUCCCAUUUUGACACGACAAAAAGUAAUCUACAAACAUGAUGCGUCAAAGCAGGAUAAGAACGAAUACCCCGUCUCUGUUUGCAUGUGCGGACAAGGUCAAGAUCCCCCAGCUGGGAUCGGAGGACACUACCACCUCCUUGGAUCUCAUGAUCGCCCGCAGAGGAGGUCGGGAACCAACAUCGGUUGUAUUUCGUACAAAUCAGCUUAAAGAUGAACCAGUACAAAAAGAUUACCUGAAAAAAAUCAGCACAGAUAUAAGAUUUGAAGAAGAAGUGGUCAAAGAUCGCUGCUUUCAUAUGCUACCCUAUGAAGAUAAAUAUUUUUAUGAAGCUUUAAAUCCAUAUGAUCUGGUUGCACCAAGACCUAAAAUGAAGAUACCUCCGGGGAGACAUGAUGCAAGAAACACUGACAGACGUCACAUGCCCUGCAAUCUCACUGUCUCCACUAAGCCACAGUUAAAACCACUCAAAAGGAAGAUCAUGGAAAAAGCCAUGCAAAUGCACAAAGAUGCGUUGAGGAAAGCUGCACUUGAAGAACAACAGUUUGAUCAAAUUUUGAGGGGCAGUCAGGAAGAUUUAGGUGGUUUUUUCAUGACUGAAGUGAAAUCAGACAAAGAACUGAAGAAGAAAGAAAGAAAACCAGUUUCUGGUCGAAAGGAGGUUGAGAAACCACUAUCAAGUAGAAAAGACAGCAGAAAGGAAACACCAGUUUUGACAUCUAAACCAGACAUUGAAAAAAUAGAAGAAUUGCCAGAAGCACCUAGCCCGACAAAGUCUGAGAAAAAAAAGCUUGUAGAAUUACCAGAUAUUCCUAUUCUGGAAGAGAAAGACUUUGAUUGGGAUGGUUUUGUUUUGUCAGAGAUUAGCAAAUCAUCAGCAAGCUGGCUUGUAUAUGAGAGGAUGAAGACAGCUGAAGAUAAAGAAAAGAUGCAAGCCAUGUAUGAGGGGUGGUACGGGAAGCCAGACCACAGUGAGUUCCUCAGAGAGGCGAUGAAUGCCGCAGAAAAAGAGGAAAAGGGUGAUGACGUCAAACCAAAAAAGAAAUGGAAGAAAAAAGAAGCAACCUUGCUGGCAAAGGUUUACAACAUUGAAAGUGCCAAGCCUGAAGCCAAUGACCCGUAUUCAGAGGAAAACAAAGCUCCGUUCUACAGACAGCCAGCAGGCAUACGGCGUGUCAAGAAAAUGCAGGAGAAAGAGGAUGCAGCUGUAUUUGACUUAAAUGUUAUAGGACAAAAAGGUGCAAUUAAUGCUACUGCAGACAUCACAAUCAAGUCGUACACCCCGCCUCCGCUGCCAACGCUUCGUGACCACGUCAAUCCUGCGGUUGGCGACAAACUCUUUGAUACAGACAACAUGUUUGAACAGGAAUGGCUUACUGGUGCUGAACAAAUCCAUGAGAUGAAAGGAGACAACACAGAAAUUUAUAUGAGCACGCAGAAUCGGUAUCGUAAACAGCUACAGAACCAGUACCCUAAUCCUCCCGAGGACUGGUACCCUGAAACCGACCAGGAAAAGUACAGCGUUAACAAGCCAAGUGUCAAGAAGGUGGAGAGAGGUCUGCAGCGAUGGCACAAACUGCCAGUGGAAACAGAUGACCUGGACGGCCGUAUAGUGCCCCCUGGGUAUGACCCCGAGUACCACAGGUCACCCGACCCCACCACCCGGAGGAUCACCAGGAAUAACCAGGCUCUCACACAAGUCAUCGAUGAAUGGAGAGCUAAGUGGCAUCUGAGUGGUCAAUUGGCGGACAGUACUACGGAUGACCUCAUCAAAGACAUGGCUGACAUCCAAACACACGUCCGACUUAAAUCCAUAGCAACCAUUGCCAAGGCAGCAGAGAUGCAACGAGCUAACGCGAACAGGGAUGACUUUGAGUAUGCACCUCAAGAAAACCAGUUUAACUUCCCGUUAGGCGACGGGGAGAUUCCAGAACGUCUGUACGUGGCGUUGGAAUGUUUGUUGGAAGAUGCUGAGCAGCAUGUCCAGAUUGCUGCAGCCAUUACACUGUACUCCCUUAACAGGCCGUCUGAUAAGGCUAAAGUAAUUUUGCACAUUGCCCUGGAGAGUGAGAACUUGGUUGAUCGCUGGGCGGCUGCCCAGUGUCUGGCUCACUUUGGUGUUUGUAACUCCCUGGUGGUAGGGGAGGUAAUCCACCAACUCCUCAUCACAGAGGAUACAAUCAAACAUGAAAAGGCCAUUUUUCUGCUUGGCAAGCUCAGUUUGUUCUCGCCCCUGGUCCAUGGUAUGGUGGCGGAGCAGCUCAACAGCAGUAGCUGGAGACACAAAGUGAUCGCCUGUAAGAUCUUACCCACUCUCAGCGGUACCAUCAACAAGGAUAUCACUAACAAGUUGGCUGACCUGAUGUGGAAUGAUUGGCAUGAAGAUGUACGUAAAUCAGCGGCCCAGUGUCUGGGUAAGACCAGCCACGGCAAAGAGGUCCACGACGAUAUGUGUAACCGCCUCCUCACAGGCGACGAGAUGACACGUCUUGAGGCCAUCAACAAGAUCGGACAGCUCGGUAUAAUGACAGCCAAAUUAUUGCCAGUAUUCCUGAAAAGCUUUAAGGAUGAGUAUGUGUCCAUACGGUCUGAAGUGUGCAUCACAUGUGGUAACCUGGAGAUCAAGGACGAGUUAGUGCUAGAACAACUCCUCAAACUAUCCACGUUUGAAACCAUUUGGAAGGUCAAGGCCUUGGCUAUACAGGCCUUUGGUAAGAUAGGAGUUGUAACAGAGGAGAUCACAGAGACAUUACUGUGGGCUGUGAGGUAUGAGGAAAACGCUGCAGUAAGGGCUGAAGCUUGUCACACUCUCAUGUGCCUAGAGCUGAAGACCCCAGAGGUCGCAGAGGUUCUACAGGAACGCUUCCUGGUGGAGUCCAGCGAUGUUGUUAGAGACGAGAUUGCUAAGACUCUGGAGAUGUUUGGAAUUAAUGCCACAGAGGAUAUGGACAUGGUGGCCCAGAUCAAGAAUGAAGUCCGCAAACUUUGCACACGCAAUAAUAUUGCUGCACAGAUCACCAUCAAAGAGAAAGACGACACCAAACGUGAAAACCUGGCUCGAAUGAUCUAUGAAUCGGAGAAAGAGCUUAAGAAUUUCUUCCAUAGACAUAACCCUUAUAAGGAGAUGAGGCUGAGAGUAGAUGACAAGAAACCACUCUUCCCCUCCCCACUAAUUCACAGUCACAGUUUCUCAUACUCCAGAUUGUGUAGUGUGACUAAAUUUGAGCAUGAACAGGAGAAGGAGCCGAUGAUGCAGAGAAUUCGCUCAUCUAUGAGUCAGGCCAGUAGUCGUUCAACCACGCCCCAUCCUCGCAUACUUGUCAAUGAAUCAGGGCCAGAGACAUCAGCUCGUGAAAUGCUCACUCCUACAGCUGAUGAGGAACUGAAACAGAUACUGUCACGUGAAGACACAAGCACCUCACCCGACACAACAUCGGAGAUGGAGUCCACACCUGGACUAAAGUCACGACAGUCCACAGUUGAUGAGGAGUCCGAUUGGGAAUCUUCCCGGCCACGAUCAAGUAGGAUGGAUAAAAUAUCAGAGAGGGCCGAUGGAAGCCUCAGUCAGAGUUUGGGGGAGGGCAGCGAAAUUGGAGGCGAGGAAUCAGACAAGGAAAAGGGCAUAGAAGAAAAAGAUGGCCGGCCAGCAAGUGUUGUUAAGUUUGCCUCUAAUUUAGAAAUUAAUGAUAUUCCAUCAAACAAGGAAAAGUUGAGCAUGUCUCCGACCAAGUCUGGGCAUGGUGAAGGAGUAUCACGACUCAGUAGUAGGGCGCCCGGUUCCGAGAUAAGGGCAUUUAGUAGGGACGCCAUUAAAGAGCGUGACGUCAUUGACAGGGAGGCCAGGAAUGAUUAUGCUGGACUUGAUGAGCGGUAUCAUGAAAUGAUUGAUGACUUAGAUAUUGUGGAUAAUACCUAUGAAAUUCUUGUCACUGGUAGAAGACCUGAAGAAAAAGUACAGAUAAUAACGUUCAUCACAGAUCCCCCUGAGGAACACACACUGGCUGCUGAUGUGGGUGCAGCAGACGAAAGUAUCCCAGUGGAAGAAGAGGAGGUUGUUGAUGACCCACUGCCAAAGUCAGAAUCUGAUCCCAAACAGCAGGCACCAGAGGCUGAUCCAAAACCAACAGAAAAAUAGGCGUCUGGUCCAACAUUUGUGUUUAAGAAAUAGUGCUGCUGUGCCCUAUGAGCUACUUUAUCCUAUGUCCUGGCCUCAUCACCAUGGAAAUAUUUGGAUUUGUACAGCAUGGUCACAGGACAGCUUUUUUUUGUGGAAAACAUUGAACUGUUCAAAACAAGUACUGUUUACCAUACAAUAAUCAGCAUUGUAAGAGUUGCCUUAAUUUAUCUAGAACUAAUGUGCAUGUAAAAUUUAUACAAAAGAAACCUGCCGUGGAUUUUUCCAGAAAAUGUUAUUUGUGAUUUCUUUUUCUAACAAUUUAACUUCUUUGCUUCUGGUGUGGCUGUUUGAAUACAAAAUUCUGUUAAAUGCAUCUGGUAAAAAAUCAGUAAGUUCACUGCACAUGCUCGGCUUUAUUCAGGAAAAGUGCAUAUUUACUAUUAACACAUUCCCGGUGGGAUUUCAAUUUUUUUCAAUUGAAGAUAAUCAUAUAUGAAAGGCACAUAUCAACUGAAAUUCGUGAAAUUUUAUGACUAUACAAAUCACAAGUUUGAAUUAAGGUAGCAUAUAUCUCUUAAAACUUAUUAUACAUGGUAAAUUAUACAGACCCAUAUUAUGUUGUAAUGUGACUUAAAAGCUGUUCUAUAAUAUAAACCUAACUGACUGUGAUAUUUUGUUUGUUUACAAAGUUUGCAAAAGAUUUAUUUACAAUGGAGAUAUACUUUAAAUAUAUAUAAUUGUAUACAUUGAUGUUCGUCAUUCUAGCUACAGACUUGACAUGUAGUAAUUAAAUGCAAUAUAAAAAUUCAGA